This is a messenger RNA of Rotaria socialis, 498 nucleotides long. Lineage: Eukaryota; Metazoa; Rotifera; Eurotatoria; Philodinida; Philodinidae. The record is from the annotation of a GenBank genome assembly.
AUGCAACUGUUAAAUCAUAAUCAACGACCCUGGAAAACCUUUAGUUUCGGUUUUACCAUCGUCAUUCUUACGAGUUUUCUUUUCGAAAACAUAUUAGCUGAAUAUGAUUGUUCAGCAAAAGACGAUGGCUGGUAUUAUGAUCCCGAAUUUUGUCACAUCUAUUGGCGAUGCAUACAUGGCGCAUCGGAAGAGUUCGAAUGUGCCAGUGGUACAGCAUGGGAUCAUCAUGAGAAUCGUUGUAAUUGGCUUGAUAGUGUUGAUUGUUCACGUGCUGAGAAAACAACAGCUAAACCCAUAGCUGAUUAUGAUGAUGAACAAGAACUAGCAGAAGAAAAUAAUCAUAAUCAUAAUAAUGAAGAUGAUGAUGAACCACCGAUUGUUGUUGUUAAAAAGACUAAAAAGAAAAAAAAGAAACAAAAAAAAAUCGAAACAAAAUUACGAAAACUUGAUGCUGAUGAGAAUGAAGGCAAAGAUUAUGAGAUUUAUUUUGUAUCAUAA